GGUAUCGUUUCGUGAAGUUCGUAGGUGUCGAGAGAAAGGGAGAAAGAGAGAGAAAGAAGCGAGAGGAAUCGACAGUAGGUCGAGGGUGGUGCUGUGACCUAGUGCGGAAGUACAGCCACCCUGCACAAUGAUUGUGCGGAGGUGCUUGACGCCGACCGCGGUAUUCAUCGUCCUAACGUUGUUAGACGGAUUCGGCGGAUGCACGGCUGAGCGAUGGUCACGACAGACCUCUAACAGCGAGUGGAUUCCUCUGGCUAAUCCGGGAUCCGCUCAACUGUCGCUGAGUAAAGCGGAAAGCGGGCUUCUGUCUAGUAGCACGCAUUUACCGAAUCCAAUCCAAACGCUCGCGUUACCGCCCGCCCUUCAGCAUCAGUACCAGGAACAAUUGCUUCAGCUGCAGAAGACGCAGGAGAGUAUUCAAAAGCUCCUCCUGCUGCAGCAGCAGCUGAAAGCUCAGCAGCAACUUCUUCAGACUCAGACGUUCCUGCCCGGCGAUUAUAGUAGCGCCGAAGCUGAGAAACAAGCGUUACCUCAGAGUUCCUUAGGCAAUUUGCAAACGGCACCCGAAUUAGUGCCGAAUACUUUGGUACCCCCGCAUCCGUCCUCGGGAGCACUUCCGCCGGUACACCCUUCACAGAAUUUCCUAUCCCAGAGACCGGGUCAGACCUAUCAGAAUCAGGAACUAUCGAACUUGCCUGUGCAGGGUCAAGUUGUAUUGCAACAAAACGUGGAAGAUACGCAAGAAGGACCGCACGCUUACGUAGCGAAAACGAACGAAGGAAAACGUUGGAAAGAACAAUCGAGUCCAGGUUUACCGCAAUCUUCUCUGAUUGGAAACGAUGAAGGGGAGGUUCAACUAGUAUAUGUCCCGGCGGAAACGUUGGCGCAAAGAGGUCAACUGAAAAGAAACCGCGGAAGGAAGCAAUAUCCCAUUCGCCAACAGCAUCAGCAACGGGAUCAAGGAAAUAUCGACCAAACCUCUCUUUCGCCCGAUCAAGAAACUUUCGCGCGGCAAGUGCUGCAGCAGAUCCAGAAAGAACACGAAGAGAAGGCGCAGUUCCUGAAGGACGAACGCGUGAAAGAGUUCGUCAGAUUAAACGAGGAACAAAAGGCGCUUGAACGGAAGACGCGAUUGCAGCAAGAGGCCCUUCAGAGAGAACAGGAACUGUUGCGACAAAAGGAGGCCGAUAAGAAACGAAAGGAAUUGGAAAGGCUGGAGGAAAUGGCGAGGCAACGAGAACUGGAUCGAAUUCGCGAUGCUAGAGAAAAGCAGAGGCAGGAAGAGCUCGAACGACGACGGCUUUCUGAACUUCGCGUCAAGGAGGACAGACGUCGCGAGGAAGAAGCCAGGCAACGUGAAGAAAGGCAGAAGUUGGAGCUGGAGCAGCAGAGGAUUCUGGAAAGUCAACAAGAGGAUCAAUUGCGAACUAACAGUCCGAAUUUCCAAAACGCCCAGUCCCAAGCCCUGAUCCGCGACCAGGGGCGUCGCCAGCACCUCACGGAUCCCGCCAGAAUCAAGAAGCUUCGCGGCAGGCAACGUCCACGGGUCAAUCAGUACCAGGAACAGUCGAAUUACCGCGAGGUCACUACCACGCCGUCGCCCAAUCAGCCGCCCCUCUCCGUUUACAUGGGCAGUCCAACGUCCAAGCCAGUAGAUAACGUCAAGGUUACCGAUGUCUUGAGACUCUUAAGAAACGCGAAAACCAUCGCCGUUCUAGAUAACGUCGGUCCCAAUAGUCCGCAGGUAUUCGUGGGUCCGUCUAACCUGGACCCGCCCUACGGUUACGUGAAGUUCGAUCUUCCCUAUUUGUCGUCAAUCGAUCACAACAGAGUGGAACGCAAAGUAGAUAAACUGCCUUUCUUCGUCGCUCCGCUAAGCUUCGACCCGCCCCCGGGUUAUUCUAAAAUUCCCUUCCCGGCGCCGCACAUUGGUUCCGUCGUUGUCAACAAUCUGUCGGAAGCAUCCACGGAACCGAACACCCAGACGGACGAACAGAAUCCUAAUCCGACGCCAGUGAUCCAGCCGAACUCUUACAGCGACGUUGAUCACAGCGGAUCCAUCGCUACCACCGCGUCCUACGAUUCCUCGACCGAUCAAAACUUCUCCCCGGAAUCCAGCAGCCUUAAGUACGAUCCCACUUACUCGCCGCCCUCAAGUUCAAAGUUCAGAUUUAGACAGUACUACGACAAUAAGCCGACCUCCGUGGGCAGCACGUCAUACUACGGUGAACAAUCGACCACGAAGACGAAACCGAAGCACUACCACGAACAAGAAACCAAGUUUACUACUCAGCCUCCAAAAAUCGAGACGACAGCCAGCUAUAGACAGGAAGUGUCCUAUUCUAACACACCGAGUUUCCAGGAUAGGUCAGUAAGUCCGCACGAUACCUCUGCGAAAGAACAAGAUCUAGCGGCCCAAUUGGCGCUUAUCAAUCAGGAGCUUGUCCAACAAAGAGAGCCUCAAAAAUACAAUACCGCCGAACAGUAUCAUUCCCAGUCUAAUCUGGGCGAAUCGUACGACGACGCCAAUGACGUCAGAGGGCCAGUUGGACCAACGCAAUACAAUUUACCAGCGGAAUUACCGCCGAUCUCUCCGCACUUGCCGGGCUUAGUAAAUUCCUUGUUGGAUAAGCAAGAGAGGAAUCUUCCUGUCGCUCCGACGCCACCACCGACGACAACCACGACCACGACGCCAACGACGACGACUACUCGUAUAAACUCCACGACUUACAGGCCACGAGGAAGAGGCAGAAAUGUACCUACAAGACCCAGAACGACCCAGGCACCUGCUAAUAGAACGGAAAGAACCCGAAGACCGACGCACAAUCGAGCCAAAUCUAGAUUUACGACCACAACGGAGGAAUAUCGCGAGUCCUCUUACGAACCAACGAAGGCGAAGACGCCGGAGACCACGCAGAAAUAUAACGCGGUAGAACAAAGAAGACCAGCAUCCAGAACGCAGAAGCACAGAAAUCGAGAUAGAGCGAAUCAAUCCGCGGUUCAAAGCCAAGGAGCUAACUACGAAAACUACCCGCAGAGCGACGCAUCUCCCGACGCGUACUCACCGCCGAGUGGACCUGCUUCUGGUCCGGAGAAUUAUCCGACCACUCCCAUGCAGACCGAGAAUUACCCGUCGGCGUUGCGCGAGGUCCAGCACAGCACGCCCAUAGUGUCCGAUGAUUACGCCAGAAAUCAGAAUUACCCGCAAAAUCGCCCUCAAGAAGCGCGCUAUCAGCAUCAAGACGUGAUGUACGAUCAGAAUGGUGACUACCAGCAAGCGGGACUCGAGAAAACACCGGUAAAUGGAUUCAAUUAUCAAGUUGCAAACGAGAAUUCACCGGACCAAACGAUUUCCCAGAGACCCAAGGAAUAUCCGCAUUAUCAGGAAGACUACAAUCUGGCGACGACGGUGGAAUCGCGGCGAGUCACACCCGGCGAGGAACAUCGGUAUUCCCCGAUUUAUGAGGUCAACGUGGCGCAAACUCAGCCGGAUUACAACGUCGGCGGGCAGAAUUCGUUCCGCAAUGACGACGGCAAGAUCGAGAGUGCCGCGAUAGAGACUGAUCCGAAUGCAUCACCGAUCUUCGUUCCGCUUCAACAGAGCAAGCAGCAGGAUUACGACAUGCAGAUUCCCUCUACAGAGCCGUCGCUUAUCGAAAUCGCCACAACUAGCACGACCACUCCGGCGCCCGUAAUAAUACGUCAACGAGUUCGAGCUCGCUUAGGAGGCGGUCGCACGCAUCACGAUUCCGCGAUUCAGACGCGACCCCGUAACUCCCAGGACGAGUACGUGCGUUUCAGCGCGGUGAACAACGAUUCCGGUCGCGGCGCCGGUCAGCGUCUUCGGACUAGGACACGCGCGCGUCCUCAAAGUCACGGGUCGCAGGUGCAAACCGAGGGUAACGAGUACAUAAAAAUACACGCAAAUCAACAGCAGAGGCUGGUCGCCACCACCAUACCGCCAACGACGACAAGCACGACAGCUCGCACGGUGGAGGAGGACGUCGAUUACGGUUUUAUAAGGCCACCGAAUUUCCAACCAGCGCACCCGGCGCACCCGGUGCAUCCGGUGGAUAAUAGAUACCAAGCGCCCAUUACAUAUAGACCUGCUUUGUCCGAGAUACAGCACAUCUUCUCCAACGACGAGACGGCGGUAGAAUCGAGCCCGGCUCAUAUUUUGAAAAAUCGUCCGAAAUACCAGACCUCGAGCCGUCGCCCGACCACGAAGUUAUUCACGACGACGACGACGAGCACGUCGACGGAAACGGUACCUGUUGCGACGACGAUGCCAGACGAUGCCGUGUAUACUACAAAAUCGAAAACGAGAUUGGACGAUCCGAAGUCGACGAGAACACGAGGAAGAGUUCGCCGGCCGGGGAAGAAACGCACCACGACGACCACAGAAUCCGGCCUCGAGGCGAACAACGAAUUACCGCUAGACGAAAACUACCCUCGAAUAACGCCGCAACAGCUGCCGGUGACGGCGAGCGGACAACAGCCUCUCUACGACGACAAUUUCGACGUCGCGCCGCAAUUCGUGCCGAAUCAGAAUCGACCGGCACAGUUUUACGAGGAGAACAGCGAAAACUAUCCGCCUCAAGAAUUUGUUCUAAACUUCGGCAAUCUGCCGGAGCAGCUAUCGCAACGCGAAGAAUACGAUCAGACCCAGCUGGCUAGUAUUCCGAAGAAGUAUAGCCACUCGAGUCGCGUGAACUCGGACGCGAGCGCGCACUCCACAGGUGACAUUUACGGCGCCGAGAGUCAGUGGUCCACGAAGUUGUCGAAGACGUCGUUCCAGCCGAGCUUCGCCGAGAAUCGCGUGCCCGGUGAAUCGAAGAGGGGCCGAGGCGGAACCGGCAACGAUCAGGAGAACGAAAACACGCCCGAGAUCAUUACGGCCGGGCCGGAGGAGUCGUCGGUGACGAUGGUCGUUUCUUCCGACUAUCAGAAACAUGCGAAUGACGCCGAUAACACGGGCACGGUGAUCGAUGGCUUCGGAUGGAAGACGACCGCGCAGGAUCAUAGGGAGGAAUUGAACGCCACGACGGCAGUGACAAAUUCGUCGACGACAGUACUUCAAGAUCAAACUCGAAAUGAUAAGGAAAUGUUGCCAGGAUCGCGGGACUGGACGAGCAGCAAGAACUUUACGGAACAGAUAGGCAACGACACGAGGGUGACAAAACCUGACUCUCUUCCUGGUCGAAAGACUCGAAGAAGGAAAGUUCGCGUGCGGGUAAGACCUCUUGUGGACGAUUUCGUCACCGCUGAAUCUCAACACUACAACUCUGCGGUGAACAGCCUGGUUCAAGAUCAAUACAAGUACAAUCCGAUUCACGAUUCGAGGUUCACCACUGCCCAGCCGAUUGCGACGACUGUCACCGCAAGUACCGCGAUGGCCGCAGAAUCGACCAAGAAAUCGCUGCUUCAGGAUUUCCUGGAGGAGAUGCUGAAGAACGACGAGGUCUCCAUCCCGACUCGCGUCACUCCGAUCACUACGGAGUUGCCCGACCGGACAAUAUUGACACCCAUGACGACGCCGAUGACGACGCCGUACGUUUUUUCCAAUAAUGGCGAAGUUACAACCUUGAAGGAAAAUUACACACCGAUCGAUACGACGCUGAUACCGAAAAUUAACGAAGAACGCGUUACAACGAUAAAUGAAAAUUCAAACGGAUCGAAAGACGAGUCCCAGGAAGCGACAACUUUGUCGCAAGAAGAAACUGAAGUGCGAAAAGAAGUUAAGCCGGAAGAAAACAUGAAUUCUCAGGAAGACAAGCAGAAUAAUUUGGAAAACGUCGUAUUUAAACAAAGAUAUAACUUGCCACAUUAUCCCGACAGAUCAGGAAAAAACAAAGACGAGGGUAGCAUAACAAAACUGAUCGACUUCCCGAAGGAAGAGACACGAAAAAUGAGUGCCAUUGGUAAAGAGAAAGAACAUAUAAUGAGAUUAAAGAAGCAGGAAAACGUCGAAGAAAACGAAGCGCAUCCGAAGAAUCAUAGGGUCAAGUGGAGCGAAGUAAAAUACCCGUCCUUCGAUAAGUCGCAAACUGCGUCGAAUUCGUAUUCUACGACGACUAUCCCCGGUAUUGUUACGCGAGACGAAGGCAAUGGCAACGUGAAAACGCUCACCGAUUACGUGAAGGCCAUCUUUGACAGCAUGAAGAAUGCCGAAGAGGGUGAGAAGGAAGAGGCGAAAGUGAUCGCAGCUAAAAGUGAGACAGAUAAUUAUAACUUAAAUGAUACCGCUUCGGCGCACGCGAAGGAAAAUGAAAAGAUCGAUCGAAAAGCCGGCACGACUGGCUCUUCGCAGGACAUUUCCACGACGCAACGUGUUGAAGUUGAAGAGAACGCGACGAAAGCCGAAGAAACGCAGGAAGCGACAACGAAGGAGAACGCUACCACUCUCGAAUCAACCACACCAAUUCCAGAUACAACUACGAACACGGUACUGUCCGAAGAGACCCUGGUAACAGAGCCUUCCACGACGACCACGAAGACAAUCAGACAAACAAACAACGUGCUCAGAACAAACUCCACAAUGUUGGGCAAGGUCCUAAGAACCUCGACUACUACGAAGGUGUCUCACAUGACGGAGAUUUGCUAUAGAGGUCGAUGCGUGAUGACGAGGCCCAAAAUGGAGGAUAUUAUGAAGAGAUGAGGGAAAUUCGACGACUCGUCGAUUCGGUUGUGGGAUUAUCUCUAGCACUUUCCUGUCCGGUUCUUAAACAAAUUAAAGUAAAACAAAUAAUGUGACGAGCAAAAAUCUUGAAAAUUCUUUAUUAAAUAUCUGUCAUUGCUGAGAAAUGCAGUAAAACGAGUAACUUAGCAACAUCAAUAUGAUAAGAAUUGAAUAAAUAAUAUGAAUGAAAAAAUAACUGAAAUUUUACCGGGCAGAAAAGUGUUAACUUUUGCACUUUUUGCAUAAUCUUUAUUUAUUGAUAGAGAU
Molecule: messenger RNA, 6946 nt
Organism: Temnothorax curvispinosus
Lineage: Eukaryota; Metazoa; Arthropoda; Insecta; Hymenoptera; Formicidae
Exons: 10
Coding region: 128-6658 (2176 amino acids)
Source: RefSeq, a predicted model, not a curated record